Messenger RNA from Oreochromis aureus, 3331 nucleotides. RefSeq names its product calcium binding protein 39 (gene cab39). The record is from RefSeq and is a predicted model, not a curated record. Bases 258 to 1283 code for a protein of 341 amino acids. Gene Ontology annotation, molecular function: protein serine/threonine kinase activator activity. Gene Ontology annotation, biological process: intracellular signal transduction. The transcript is spliced from 9 exons. Lineage: Eukaryota; Metazoa; Chordata; Actinopteri; Cichliformes; Cichlidae.
CGACACUGCAGUGACAGCCGCUCUCUGCUAACGUUACCAGUCGGGCUCAGAGAAAGCACUAGGAGGAAACAGGGGCUGCACAAUUAACAACAGUACAAACAAGGAGAGGCAACACGAGCAGGGAAAACAAAGCGGUUUUUGUUCCGAGGAGCACCUGAGUUGCCUUUUGCUGUCUUUACAAACCGGGAGAAACGAGUGAAAACGCCGUUUGCAAGGUGGACAGUCGGCUGCCUGGUCACUCGUGGUAACUCUCCGCCAUGCCUUUCCCCUUUGGCAAGUCCCACAAGUCGCCGGCGGACAUCGUCAAGAAUCUUAAGGACAGCAUGACGGUGCUCGAGAAGCACGACAUCUCGGACAAAAAGGCAGAGAAGGCUACAGAGGAGGUGUCAAAGAGUCUCGUGGCCAUGAAGGAGAUCUUGUAUGGGACUAAUGAAAAAGAGCCCCAGACAGAAGCAGUGGCCCAGCUCGCCCAGGAACUCUACAACAGUGGAUUACUCAGCACCCUGAUAGCAGACCUGCAGCUCAUCGACUUUGAGGGUAAAAAAGAUGUGGCUCAGAUUUUCAACAACAUCCUGAGGCGUCAGAUCGGUACUCGGACACCCACGGUGGAGUAUCUUUGCACCCAGCAGAAUAUUCUCUUCAUGCUGCUUAAAGGGUAUGAGUCUCCAGAGAUUGCACUGAACUGCGGUAUCAUGCUGAGGGAGUGCAUCAGACAUGAGCCACUGGCCAAAAUCACACUGUGGUCAGAACAAUUCUACGACUUCUUCAGAUAUGUGGAGAUGUCCACAUUCGACAUCGCCUCAGACGCAUUUGCCACUUUCAAAGACCUCCUUACAAGACACAAGCUACUCAGCGCAGAGUUUCUGGAACAACAUUAUGACAGAUUCUUUAGCGAAUAUGAGAAGCUGCUCCACUCAGAAAACUACGUGACUAAAAGGCAGUCCCUCAAGUUGUUGGGGGAGUUGCUCCUCGACCGGCACAAUUUUACCAUCAUGACAAAAUACAUCAGCAAGCCAGAGAAUCUCAAACUCAUGAUGAACCUGCUACGGGACAAGAGCCGCAACAUCCAGUUUGAGGCCUUCCACGUUUUUAAGGUGUUUGUGGCCAACCCGAACAAGACACAGCCCAUCCUUGACAUCCUGCUGAAGAACCAGACCAAACUCAUCGAGUUUCUGAGCAAGUUCCAAAACGACAGAACAGAAGACGAACAGUUCAACGAUGAAAAGACUUACCUGGUCAAACAGAUCAGGGAUCUUAAGAGGCCUGCACCCCAGGAGGCCUGAGACAAAGAGCGUGCGGAGGUUUUAUCGGGGGAGCCACCAGGACCAUGUCUGGACAACAUCCAGGCAACAUUUGCUUAACGGACCCCAUCAGCAGCUGCUGUUCUGGUUUCUGAACAAAAUUUAGGAAACAGUAAAAAAAGAAAAGGAAAAAAAGAAAAAGAACAAAUUUACUCGUAUCAACUCGUCAGGAAGUCGCCAGCUCCUCUGCUCCCCAGAACUUUUUUCUUUUUGUUCCUUCCAGUCUUUUUCCUUCAAAAGAGAAAAUAAUAGUUGCUGCUGCUUUCUUGCACAUCGAGACAUUUACGGUAAAUUAUAUUGACACAACAGCCCAUCAAACAUAGUGGCAGAAAAUGUCCGUGCAUUUAAAGUAAGGCAAACUUCCUGCAACAAAAAUAGACCCGUUUACACAAACAUGCGUAUUACAAAAAACACAUGCAUACGCACAUGCUGCAAGAAUGUCACCUAACAUCUUGGAAAUGGUACGAGCAAGUUGAACAUUGGUGUGUGUGUGUGUGGUUGUUGCAUGCCUCGAAAUGUGACAGAUCCAUUGCUGUGCCCGGCGUCGGCUCUGUGAUGGCCUGCCGAGCCCGGCACCCACGUUCAGUGCCACAAACUCUGAAAUUUGUGUGCAUCACAGCAACAUGUAUGUCUUCAUUCAACAAAGCAACAGCGGCUCAUUUUACAGGGGCAAACUCAGACGCCAUCACACCGUUUACCUCCCGUGCGCUUCGUCACCACAGGGCACAUGAAGCACAGGCACAAAGCAGGGAGGCAGGAAAGGUAUAAUUCUGGUGAAGCCCAAGACGUGGGCGUUUUUAUUGUUUUCUGGGACAGGAUGAACAUGUACAUAUGCCUUUUUUCUUUCUUUUCUUUUGCUUUGUAGAUUUUUGUUUAACCUUGACAUAUGAAUAUAUAUUAUAUAUAUAUUACCUUAAACAUCAUGUUUUCGGUUAAUUGUAAUCAAAUUGCUUUCUAAACCAUAAAAAAAACAACAAAGGUUAAGUGACAUUGUUUUUGCAUUUCAUUUUACUGCUGAUUGCUGGUGGGUUUCUUUGUACAUACUUUGAAGGGCCAGCUCACAUUUAGCUAACCUUAUAGGAUAUUAACAAUUUGUCCAGCAGAGGAAUGUCAUUGUAUUAGCUCUGGAUCUCUUAAUCUUCUUUUUAUUCUCCAUCUACAUUUUUGAGUAUUUCAGACUCAGACUGCUGAAUAUGUGCUGGGGGGGACGGGGUGUAGGCGCAGAGCAUUUACUGAAACAUUAAAGCCUGUGUGUUUGUGCACUUUGUGAAGUACUGGAUGAUCAGCAUCACUUAACUGGAGUUAGGGUGAUGAUGAUUUUCCCAGUUUCUUCAUUAACUUUUUUUUCAUUCAACCCCUUUCUCACUGCUUGGCAUGAGGCCCUGGAGUGCUGUGCAGCCCCACAGUGAGUGUAUUUCAGGGGUGAUCUCAUUAGGACUUUGGAAACUCAGCACAUCUUUCCACAUUCUUACCCCACCCCCUCCACCCUUUUUUUUUUUUUUUUCCUUGUGUUUGAGCCUGUCUCUUCAGAGGGUUGAUAUAAUUCCAGUACAAUUGUGAGUGUAAAGCAUUGUGGGUAGCAGAGUACUUUGGGCAUCUUGGAUUGUCCUCAUGGUGCUGAGCAAAACUGAUGAAACCACAGAUUUUUCUGCAUUUACACUGAACUCGGUCAGCGUGUUAUGGAAAACACAUUCAAGCAAUUUAGACAGAAACCAGAAGCCCAUAGUUCCUCCAUGAGCAUUGAACAAGCAUGUCGCUCCACUGGCUGUGCAUGAUGCUGUACUAAAGAUGUUGUACUGGAAUUGGUUUUUCCAGCUAUUUAACAACAUUGAAAUGUCCAGUUGAACUCUUGGCUACAUGGCUGUACGCUGGCUUUGACUCCAGUUUCAGCAAAGAGCGUGUGGGUGCUUUCAAAAGUGUCAAAGGCUUGGGCCCUACAAUCGAAAUAAAGGAAUAAAAACAAAACAAAAACAAAAAAAACCAUUUGGAAUAAAACAAAGCCUGUUGUUGCUUUCUUCCUGACUAUCAAA